Caenorhabditis elegans is the source of this 740-nucleotide messenger RNA. It is a transcript of the gene C06B3.6, whose product is annotated as DUF3444 domain-containing protein. The record is from RefSeq and is marked reviewed. The coding region runs from base 10 to 672 and encodes 220 amino acids. The transcript is spliced from 3 exons. NCBI's taxonomy places the organism in Eukaryota, Metazoa, Nematoda, Chromadorea, Rhabditida, Rhabditidae.
ACUUUCAAAAUGAAAAGAGACGCUAAGGACCACGCCAGAAAUCGUCUUAUGAAUUUCUAUAUCAAAAAGGCUCCAACCUACUCAGCAAUCGUCAAAAUUGAGCAUUUUGAGAAUGAUGCUCCAUCCGAGGCCAAAGAUUUUGAGCCAUUAGUAGUAUAUUCACUUAACAAAAAGAAAAGAUGGGAGAUUAAUCAAGAAUUCCUUGAUUCAUCAUCUGAAGGUGAUGACUCGAAAUCAGUGAUUAUUGAUAGAGAAAUUCCCGAUCUCUACUUUGCUUGGUGGAGUCUCGGAAACGUCCAUUCCCAUGACUGCGUGAACCACUCGAAGCCCGUCAACUCUAGUCAGAUUGACAAUGCUAAAAAAGAGGAAAAAGUUGUUGGCUACCACAUUGUCCGAGUUCCAAAGAAUCACAAAAAGGUGUUUGACAAUAAAUGUAUCAGAUACAUUGGUCUUCGAUAUCCUGAAUUCCUUGGCUAUUCUUCUAAAGAUUGGCCCGCACUACAAUACGAAAUGAAAGAGCUCGAAGAAGAACAUGAAGAACUCGAAAAGGAAAAUGCUUCUUUGGAAGCCGAAUCUACCGAAACUACCAAACCAACAGGGUUUUACAAUUUAGACGAGCAUUUUGUAGCAAAAAAGCAACGAAAGCCAAAAGGAUGGCUGACUGUGGAAUGAAUUAUAUGUUUUACAAAUGAAUGAUAGAUCUGAAAAAAUAUCGGGUUAUUAAUAAAGUAUUUAUGAAA